Messenger RNA from Thamnophis sirtalis, 4384 nucleotides. RefSeq names its product YME1 like 1 ATPase (gene YME1L1). Gene Ontology annotation, cellular component: mitochondrial inner membrane. Gene Ontology annotation, biological process: protein quality control for misfolded or incompletely synthesized proteins; mitochondrion organization. The record is from RefSeq and is a predicted model, not a curated record. Lineage: Eukaryota; Metazoa; Chordata; Lepidosauria; Squamata; Natricidae. Gene Ontology annotation, molecular function: metalloendopeptidase activity; ATP binding; ATP-dependent peptidase activity.
CUGUGAGAGGCGGCCAUUUUCGGGAAGAGUUGAUAAAACACCGAAUCCUCUUCCCCUCGAAGACCGAGGCCGGAGGAAGCGCAGAGGAAGAGGCAUCCUCGGUCUCGGACGUGUCAGGCCGCUUGAGUGGGGCGAGAAGGAUGCUUUCUUUUUCUACCACGGUGCAGCCGCAGGUUACAGUUUCUUUGAGUCACCAGAUAAAUGCAUUUCAUUCACCCAAAAGUUUAACACAGACUUUCAUCCCAACAUCCACGCAAUCUGUGCAGAAAGAAGCACCACCUGAACAUGAUGUAUUGAGCCCUGAACCAUUACUUAAUCUACGAGACCUAGGACUGAGUGAUCUGAAAAUUAGCCAACUUAAUGAAAUAGUGAACAAACUGAUUCCUGGCUUUGGUGAAGAAAAUAAAAUACCCUCACAUUGGCAAACGUCAUAUGUAUCAGCAGAGUCUUUCUUUGAAAAUAAAUAUGGUUUUGCAGAUACAUUUAGGGUUUUACGUUCCUCUUACCUCUACAGGCAGCAUCCUAAUCCUCCCCAGAGAAUAUGUUCCAGUCUUCAACAUUGGCCAGUUUUUAUUCAGUCUCGAGGUUUUAAGACUCUGAAAUCAAGAGCAAGACGGCUACAGUCCACAUCAGAACAUUCAGCAGAAACAGAAGAUGUAGCUCCCUCAUUUGUAAAGGGUCUUUUACUCAGAGAGAAAGUAUCUGAGAUUGAAAGCUUAGACAAACUAAUGAAAAGAAAAAACAUACCUGAAGCUCAUCAAGAUGCGUUUAAAACUGGGUUUGCAGAGGGUUUUUUGAAAUCACAGGCACUUGCACAGCGUACAAUUGAUUCCUUAAGACGAACCCGAUUAUUUGUCUUUCUAGCAGUGUUGUUUGGUAUUUAUACUGUGUUAAAAAGCCAGUUCUUACCUAAAGGCUCCUUUUCUGAUGCUGUUCGCUUCCGAGCAAGUUCUGGGCUUGAUGCAGCAGUUGAUCCUAUUCAAAUGAAAAAUAUCACCUUUGAUCAUGUGAAAGGGGUAGAUGAAGCUAAGCAAGAGUUGCAGGAGAUUGUAGAAUUUCUGAAAAAUCCUCAGAAAUUUACCAUUUUAGGGGGUAAACUUCCUAAAGGUGUUUUGUUGGUAGGUCCACCUGGUACUGGCAAAACUCUGCUUGCCAGGGCUGUGGCAGGAGAAGCUGAUGUUCCCUUCUAUUACGCUUCUGGGUCUGAGUUUGAUGAGAUGUUUGUUGGAGUGGGAGCCAGCCGUAUUAGAAAUCUAUUUAAGGAAGCAAAAGCAAAUUCCCCUAGUGUUAUAUUCAUCGAUGAGUUAGAUUCAGUUGGUGGCAAACGAGUUGAAUCUCCAAUGCAUCCCUAUUCAAAGCAGACUAUAAACCAGCUCCUUGCUGAAAUGGAUGGCUUUAAAUCUAAUGAAGGAAUCAUUAUCAUUGGCGCAACAAAUUUCCCUGAAGCACUAGAUAAUGCUUUGUUACGCCCAGGCCGCUUUGACAUGCAAGUUACAGUUCCCAGACCAGAUGUCAAGGGACGAACAGAAAUUUUGAAAUGGUAUCUUAAUAAAAUAAAAUAUGAUAAGUCCAUUAAUCCAGAAAUCAUUGCCAGAGGGACAGUAGGUUUUUCUGGAGCUGAAUUGGAAAACCUUGUGAAUCAAGCGGCAUUAAAAGCAGCAAUUGAUGAAAAGGACAUGGUUACUAUGAAGGAGCUAGAAUUUGCAAAGGACAAAAUUGUCAUGGGUCCUGAGCGUAGAAGUGUAGAAAUUGGUGAUAAAAAUAAAACAAUUACAGCAUAUCAUGAAUCUGGGCAUGCAAUUAUUGCAUAUUAUACCAAAGAUGCUAUGCCAAUCAAUAAAGCCACAAUUAUGCCACGAGGACCAACACUUGGACAUGUUUCUUUGUUGCCAGAAAGUGACAGAUGGAAUGAAACUAGGUCUCAGUUGCUUGCCCAGAUGGAUGUCAGUAUGGGGGGAAGAGUAGCAGAAGAACUCAUAUUUGGCAGUGAACACAUCACAACAGGUUCUUCUAAUGACUUUGAGAAUGCUACUAAGAUAGCACAACUCAUGGUGACCAAAUUUGGAAUGAGUGACAAGCUUGGUGUUAUGACCUUUAGAGAGGCAACAAAUUUCAGUCCUGAAACCCAAUCUGCAAUUGAACAAGAAAUAAGAACUCUUUUAAAGGAAUCAUAUGAACGGGCAAAGAGUAUCUUGAAGGCCCAUGCAAAAGAACACAAGAAUUUAGCAGAAGCUUUAUUAACCUACGAGACCUUGGAUGCCAAAGAAAUUCAGAUCGUUUUAGAAGGCAAAAAACUUGAAGUGAGAUAACUUCUUGUCAAGCUGUCAGUCAAAGUAGUGGCCACUUUAUAUGAUGUAACUUUCUUUCCUGCUGGAUGUAUGUGUGCUAAUAAUCAUAUUUCUUAAAGUUAAACAACUUGUCUUGUGAGCUUUUGUUCCCGUUGCAAGUAGUCCUUGCUUACUGAUUACAGUUGAGGUGGAGUUAAACACGUCAGAAGUUUAAAAUCCUUGCUUUGCCACAAGAGAUCCAAGUCCAGCCCUUCUAGAAUUCUGUGGUAGCACUAAUUUAGUGCUGAUCUUAGUUGAUCAGGUUCUUUUCUAUAAGUUGGACUAAAUCUUCUAUGCUGCAACUUUAUGAAUAAUCCAGAUUCUUCGUGCCUGACAUUCACUGCUUUUAUUAAGUGAGACAUCAUGUGAUCUAUUGCAAUUUCACUUCCAUGUUCUCCAUUAAUUCAGCUGGUUGAAAGUCAGUUGUGAAGCUUGCAAAUAAUGGCCACAUGGCCAUGAGAUACUGGAACCGUUGUAAAUGCGAGGAUUGGUUGCAAAGCUAUUUUUCUUCUACCUACAGUAACUUCAAGUAGUUGCCAAACAAGGCAAUCAGUAAGCAAGGACUACCUAUAUUUAAUUUUGUUUUUUCUUAGAAGCAAGGUUAUAAAAGUAAUUUGUCAGAGGUUCUACCGAAACAAAACACUGAAUUUAUAUAUUUCACUGCUAGCUUGUUCAAGUGGAUAGGACAAAGAACUGAUAGCUGCUAAUUGGAGCAUUUGAAAUUGCAGAACAUACAGGAAAAUAAGACUUCUGUUUCUAAACCAAAAUUUAAAAAGCCUUCAUUCAUAAUUUAUAAUACAGGAACUUAAGGACAGUGCUCUGUCCUCCAGUUGACUUUCAAUGUGAGAUAAGGAGUUUGAACUCUUAAUAGGCACAAAAAUAAUAAGGUUCAUCUAUCUGGAAGAUAGAAUUUCAGAAUGAGUGAACAAGAGUUCACUGGACAGUAAUAUUUGUUACAAUUGGAAAAAUUGUAUUGUCACCUCUAGUGUUGGGGAAAUGUUUUCAGUUUUAUGGAGGUGUGAUUUUAGUGCCCCUGUUAAACUUUUUAAAUAGAGAAUAGUUAUGGAAAUUUGAGUCUGUCAUUGUGUAUUUGGUGGCCCUUUUUAAAAUAAAAAUAUAAUUUUUGAUUUCAAAAAUUUUAACUUAUUUUAUAAGCACAUGCCAUUCAGAUAUUGAGUGAUGAUUAAAAUAUGUUCUAAAAACUGAGAUUAAGGUAGGAUUGACUAGAGCAAUUGAGAAUAGCUAAUAAUAAUUAAACUGUUUUGUAGGGGUUUUUAAGUGUAUAAUAGAUGCUCUCAAUAAUUUUAAGUCCUAUACUAAUUUUAAAAAGGAGUUAAAUGUUUAAUAUAUGGCUCUCCACAAUUUAAAGCCCUACACUAAUUUUAAAAAAGGAGUUAAAUGUUUAACAGAUGGCUCUCCACAAUUUAAAGCCCUACACUAAUUUUAAAAAAGAAAGUCAUUUCUUUCAGUAAGAAAAUAAAACAAGUUUAGCAAAGAAUUUAAAUUUGAAUUAUGACAUGAGGCAUUUUGGUGCCUUGUUGAUAGUCCAGUUUCAUUUGAAUUUGUAGAUAAUUAAUUUUCUUUCAGCAAUCCCAGUAUUUCAAUGGAACUCUUUUCUGCUUUUUCCAUAUAGUAAACUUGGAAGAACCUCAAGUUCAUUUCAUUAUUGGAAUUCCAAACUGCUAUGCUGUUCCAUUACAAAUAUAUACUUUUUUUUAGCAAUAAACAGUAAAAGAUGUGCAAAUGCAGCAUGUUUAGCACACUUGGGAAAUCAUAUAUUUUAAUUAUGCAAAGUGCUUUUUAAAGUUUUCCUCUUAUUGUAAAACUGCUUUUACUCUGGUUGCCCUCAUAUGUAAAUUGAGGUGUAUAAAACAUAUUUUAAAUCUGUAAAUAAAUUUGAGAGUUAAGCAAAAUGUGUAAUUUUUUAAUAGCUUGAAUUUCCAUAAAUCUUUUUUGUGAGAAUUUCUGCUACUUUGUUGCUGCUACUUGUUCAUAACAUAAUAUGGAGACUUUACAAUUUAAGAUUGAAUUGUUAAAUAAAUUUCACAUUGCCAGUA